Molecule: messenger RNA, 1700 nt
Organism: Aplysia californica (California sea hare)
Lineage: Eukaryota; Metazoa; Mollusca; Gastropoda; Aplysiida; Aplysiidae
Product: RPII140-upstream gene protein
Exons: 8
Coding region: 290-1318 (342 amino acids)
Cellular component (GO): mitochondrion
Source: RefSeq, a predicted model, not a curated record
CGUAUUAAAUACCCAAUAUUGAGGGUGCCUGGGCUGGAUCCAAGCAGAUCGGGUCAGCGGGAUUCUAAACUACUCGGAGGAAGACUGCAUCGUAGUAUUUGUAGUCGCAGUGGGGAUCUGCGGGAGUGGUAGAGAUGUAGAUUCUGGAUCUACUCAUAGACAGAGAUCUAGUGACUACUGGCAGUAUUGGAGACCUUCCUAGAUCUACUACAACUUCACAACUACUUUACUGUCAAACACACACCGUCUACUCUGACUAGACUUUGUCAGAGUUUAGUUGCCUACAUACAUGGCAUUUGUGCUGUUCUCUUGGACUGAAAACAGUGAUGUGAACAUGGAAGAGAUAGCUGGCUGUCAAUUGUAUUGGAAUGCUGCUCGUUUUGAACUGAAUACAGCUGCUCCUACAAUUAAUUCUGGCUGUGGAAAAUCAAAACUCCUUGCAAAUUAUGAACCUCACACACUUACACAUUGUGAGUUAAGAGCUGAUCAAGUUUCAGGAAGAACCUCACCAAGCUUUUCAUGGCUGUUGAAAUUAUUCAGUUUUCAGAAGCUUAAUGCUGAAGAAAAGACAGUGGAAGAACCAGUGAGCACACAAGCCAAUAGUAAUCAUUCUUUAGCUGAGAGAAAAGAAAACGAACAAGUUGAAGAGCAUGUACCCUCACCAGAACUUGAAGCACUGGCAAGGGCCUAUGUGCAGAGAGAAACAGGCAUGGAACGAGUUCACAUGAUAUUUCAGAAAGACCACAAAGGUAACAGUAGUCCUGAGAUGGAUUACAUUAAACUGGCAUUGGUGCAAACCCUCAUCAUAACCUUCUUUAUGAAAUAUGUGCCUGCAUGGAAUAUCGCCAGGAGGGAGUUCAUACGGCAGAAUCAAGCAACAGUUUUUAGAACAAGAAUUGAAGCUGUGAGAAGAAUGCAAGAUCAUGUUUCUUUCACUGCAGCUAUUCAGGGAGGAGCAUUCUCUGCCAAAGUGACCACGUUCUCCGCAGCAUUUUUAGUACUGUCUCAAAUGAUAGCUUCCUACCGUAACAAGACAUCCGUCUUAGAAUAUACAGCGGCUGCAGGAAUUGCUGGUGGUUUUGCUCGUAUCCAUUUAGGCUUUCGAGGGAUGAUUGUUGGAUCUGCCUUGGGGGCUACUUUAGGGUCCCUGUUGGGAGGUUUCGCUUUGCUGACCAUGAAGGCGUACGGAUUCACACAGGAGGAACGGCAUCUGGCCACCAUCAUGUCAAAACUGGAAGUUGAGAAGUCUAUUGUUGGAGAUCCUGAGUUCCAGAAGAAGGUCAAAGAGCUGAUGGAGGAAAAUGAUCUUGUGUCGUGAAGAGUUGUGGAAAUACCUCUCUGUAGUGUGAGGCUACUGUGUUAAGCUAUGCUUUUUUUAAAUGUGACAGGAGCUAUGUUCUGAGUUGAUUGCAGAGAGAUUCCCGUCUGUGUCAGGAAGUUAGCAUUUGGUAUCUUGGUGAUGUCAUUGUGUUCUUGUCUAAUGUUUAUAAACUGCAUGUGUUUGAGUCUCCUGAAAGAAGCUUGACAGUGAACAGUGCAUAUUGAAGGACAUCAUGGUCUGCUCAGAUGUCAGUGAUACAAAUUCAUGAAAAACUACAAUGAAUAGAAUAAUAGAUUGUCUUACUUAAGAUGUGUUUUUAUUAUAUUGCUGAUUUGUGAGAGAGUGAAUUUAAAAAAAUAAAAAACAUCCUGAAGCUCUU